This is a messenger RNA of Homalodisca vitripennis (glassy-winged sharpshooter), 602 nucleotides long. RefSeq names its product glutamine-rich protein 2-like. The transcript has 2 exons. Lineage: Eukaryota; Metazoa; Arthropoda; Insecta; Hemiptera; Cicadellidae. The coding region runs from base 1 to 555 and encodes 184 amino acids. The record is from RefSeq and is a predicted model, not a curated record.
AUGGGAGCUGUUAGUCAGGGAGCCGAUAGUCCAGGAACAGUUAAUCCGGGAGCUGUUAGUCAGGGAACCGAUAGUCCAGGACAGUUAGUCCGGGGGCUGUUAGUCAGGAAGCCGAUAGUCCAGGAACAGGCAGUCCGCGAGCUGUUAAUCAGGGAGCUGAUAGUCCAGGAAGAGUUAUUAUGGGAGCUGACAGUUAGUCCGGGGGCUGUUAGUCAGGGAGCCGAUAGUCCAGGAACAGUUAGUCCGGGGGCUGUUAGUCAGGGAGCCGAUAGUCCAGGAACAGUUAGUCCGGGGGCUGUUAGUCAGGGAGCCGAUAGUCCAGGAACAGUUAGUCCGGGGGCUGUUAGUCAGGGAGCCGAUAGUCAGGGAGCCGAUAAUCCAGGAAAAGUUAGUUCGAGAGCUGUUAGUCAGGGAGCCGAUAGUCCAGGAAAAGUUAGUCUGGGGGCUGUUAGUCAGGGAGCCGAUAGUCCAGGAACAGUUAAUCCGGGAGCUGUUAGUCAGGGAACCGAUAGUCCAGGAACAGUUAGUCCGGGGGCUGUUAGUCCGAUAUGUUAACUGAUAAUAAAACCAGCACUGAUUUAAAUAAUUAAGAAUAAUUUUAU